Molecule: messenger RNA, 680 nt
Organism: Chanos chanos (milkfish)
Lineage: Eukaryota; Metazoa; Chordata; Actinopteri; Gonorynchiformes; Chanidae
Gene: rgs4
Product: regulator of G protein signaling 4
Exons: 5
Coding region: 43-666 (207 amino acids)
Source: RefSeq, a predicted model, not a curated record
UCUCUCUCUCUCCUUGUGGAAUCUCUAUAAUAAACCAACAAAAUGUGCAAAGGGCUUGCCGCCCUCCCAGCGACGUGCUUGAAAAGCGCGAAGGACAUUAAGCAUCGAAUCGGCUUUCUCCUCCAAAGGCCUGAGCCUCCUCCUGAGCAGAAGGCACUGAAGGAGAAGGAGAAAGUCACAGAAGCGAAAAGGACUAAUCCCGUCGAGACGGAGAAAUGGAAAGCGUCGUUUUCCAGCCUCAUUAAUAAUGAAGUGGGUCGUGGGGCUUUCAUGGCUUUCCUCAAGUCUGAGUUCAGUCAGGAGAACAUGGAGUUCUGGCUGGCCUGUGAAGACUACAAGAAAACACCUACAAACAAAAUGGAUGCUAAAGCCAGAAAAAUCUUCAAACAGUAUGUGGAGGUUGAUUCACCGAAUGAGGUAAAUUUGGACUCUGCCACCAGAGAAGAGACUCGUAAAAAUUUGGAGAAAAGCGAUGUCUCCUGUUUCGACGAGGCACAGAACAAAAUUUUUAUUCUGAUGGAAAAGGAUUCGUACCGUCGUUUCCUGAAAUCAAAACUGUUCCUGGACCUAGCGCAGUUGACCCCUGACGGAGUGACCUGCGGCCUGGAAAAAAGGGCGAAGAGACAUCAUGCUGGUUUUAACCAGUGUCUGCCUCAUUGCACCUAAUCUCUCCCCACCUC